GUUACUUUGGUCCCAACAACUCAGUAGGACUUGAAGCCCAAUCAAAAUAAUCAUGUCAAAUCCACCCGCUUCGUCUUCGUCUUCACGUGUCACUUUUGCCUGCUUGACUCAUAGAAACCUUGGGACUGUCAAGAAACUGAAUUCGGUCCUGUUUCCCAUCAAGUACAGCGACAAGUUCUACCAGGAUAUCAUAGCUCCCGAAGUCGAAGACUUCUGCCAGCUCAUCUAUUAUAACGAUGUCCCUGUGGGCAACAUCUGCUGCAGAUUGGAGAACAAAGAUCUGUAUCUCAUGACCAUGGGCGUCCUGGCACCAUAUCGCUCCAAGCAACUUGGUUCUCAGGCCCUGAAACGCGUCAUCAAGGCUGCUGCUUCUCAUUCCAAACCCAAAAUCAGACGUAUAUACCUUCACGUACAAGUCUCAAACACUGAUGCCAAGAGGUUCUACGAGAAACAUGGCUUCAAAGAAGUGGGCAUCAAAGAGGACUAUUACAAGAAGAUUAUGCCACGUGAUGCGUGGAUAUUAGAGAGGAUCAUUGAAUCUGAAGACAAACAGGACCAGGAGAAGCCUCAAUUGUGAAAUUGCAACCACUGCUGCGAUGCUGCGAAUGUUUCGCUAUGCCAAUCAUUCCUUCCGGUACAAACUUCCUGCAUCAAUGUUGAAUAUGAUAUUAGUAUGUGGAGUAAAUUGCAAUCGAGCGAUUGAUAAUUCUAUAUCAUCAAGUUAGCUUUGCAACACGGCGCAGAGCAAGUUACUAACAAACAACGCCAUUUCAAUUUGCAUCUUCAUCAUAUCCACAAUGCUUCACAAGCUGAUCAAAUCAAUGAGAUCAUGAUCUUCUAGGGGGACAAAUUCAAUGGUACCUGGUGCCUUUUCAGUGCAUCUUUCCUCGUAAAUGUCUUUCCGCAGCCUCCAUUGCACAAAAACGGUUUCUCUCCCGAGAGAAUGGUCGUGUAGGGGAUGC
Molecule: messenger RNA, 962 nt
Organism: Suillus bovinus
Lineage: Eukaryota; Fungi; Basidiomycota; Agaricomycetes; Boletales; Suillaceae
Product: N-acetyltransferase NAT13
Exons: 5
Coding region: 53-577 (174 amino acids)
Biological process (GO): mitotic sister chromatid cohesion
Cellular component (GO): NatA complex
Molecular function (GO): acyltransferase activity, transferring groups other than amino-acyl groups
Source: RefSeq, a predicted model, not a curated record